Coprinopsis cinerea okayama7#130 is the source of this 720-nucleotide messenger RNA. RefSeq lists its product as hypothetical. The transcript is spliced from 7 exons. The record is from RefSeq and is a predicted model, not a curated record. Gene Ontology annotation, molecular function: flavin-dependent sulfhydryl oxidase activity; flavin adenine dinucleotide binding. Lineage: Eukaryota; Fungi; Basidiomycota; Agaricomycetes; Agaricales; Psathyrellaceae. Bases 1 to 720 code for a protein of 239 amino acids. Gene Ontology annotation, cellular component: mitochondrion.
AUGGCGGUGGGCGUCAUCGACGUUGUCUCGAACAACGGUGUCAAUGUCCAUCUUUUCUCUCGAUUUCUCGCUUGCACAUCCAGCAACACCGUCAUGAUAUCCAGAUUUGCGAAAUCGAUAUUCUUAAUCGUUGGUUUGAUGCUGGUGUUGACGACGCUGGCAAUGCUUCACCCACCGUCAAGGUCAUAUAUCGAUCCUUGGACAGGCCAGCUGUUUGGAGAGGGUGGUGUGGAGAAGUCGUUGAAUAAUGGACACACGAAUCAACCGAUAUUGGGUGUCGACGGAGGGGUGAUUAUGGGGAAGCUGGGGAACGAGACGGCGAAGGCAGCGCUUGGUCGUGCUACCUGGAAGCUCAUGCAUACCAUGACACUUCGAUACCCAGAGAACCCUACACAAGACGAGAGAGAUGCUCUCAGGUCAUAUUUCUACCUCACAUCUAGACUAUAUCCAUGUGGAGAAUGUGCAGCGGAAUUCCAAGCGCUUCUGAAGAAAUUCCCGCCACAGACAUCCUCUCGCCGUUCUGCCUCACUAUGGCUAUGCGCAGUCCACAACGAAGUCAACAAAAGACUGAAGAAGCCGCAAUUCGACUGUGCCCAUCUGGAUGACGAGUACGACUGUGGCUGCGGUGACGAACCUGCCGUCAAAGGUGGGGAAGGGUUUAAUGAGUCUGACAAGGGGACAGACGACCUCACUGGUGCAGAUAUGAUUCGUGGUGGCUAA